GCUGAUUGGUUAUUUCCUUGAUGGACACACCUUCAAACCAAUUGCUGUCGCCGUCUGGCUGAAGCUAACGACAAACGCACGACCUCAUAACUUUGUAACUAGUAGGCUAAUAUCGUCAACAAUUAAUACUAAAAGAUGUCCCGGGAACAGCUGGCUGUACAGCAGGCCAGGAAGUCCUUCCAGACAGGGAAGAGCAAGCCUCUGGAGUACAGGAUCCACCAGCUGAAGAGCCUGCUCCGCUUCAUCACAGAGAGACGCAGGGACAUAGCAGAUGCUGUCAAAAAGGACCUCGGCAGGAGUGCAAAUGGGACGGAGCUGUUUGAGACCCUGGGACUGGAGGGAGAGAUCAAGCUGGCUAUAGGGAAGCUGGCAGAGUGGGCGGCUCCUCGGCCGGUGGAGAAGAACCUCCUCACCAUAUCAGAUGAGGUCUACGUGCAGCCGGAGCCUCUGGGGGUGGUGCUCAUCAUCGGGGCCUGGAACUACCCCUGGGCCAUCACCCUGCAGCCGCUGGUGGCAGCCAUCGCUGCUGGUAAUGCAGCAAUAAUAAAGCCGUCAGAGGUCAGCUCUAACUCUUCCAAGGUCAUGGAGGAACUCCUCCCUCAGUAUCUAGACAAAGAUCUGUUCCCUGUGGUGACGGGCGGAGUGUCAGAGACCCAGGAGCUGCUGAAGCAGAGGUUUGACCACGUCUUCUACACAGGCAGCAGCUCCGUGGGUAGAAUAGUGAUGGAGGCCGCGGCUCGCCACCUCACCCCAGUGACCCUGGAGCUGGGGGGGAAGAGCCCCUGUUACAUCGACAAGAACUGUGACAUCAGCAUGGCAUGCCGUCGCAUCACCUGGGGAAAGUUUGUAAACUGUGGCCAGAUGUGCAUCGCUCCUGACUUCGUCCUCUGCGAACCCUCCAUCCAGAGCAGAGUGGUGGAAGAGAUCAAGAAAUGCAUCAAGGAGUUUUACACAGAGAAUCCCGAAACCUUUGAGGACUACGGACGCAUUAUAAACCAGCAUCACUUUAAGAGGCUCAUGGGUCUGAUGGAGGGGAGCACAGUGGCUGUGGGUGGAGGCAGCGAUGAAUCCCAGUGCUAUAUAGCCCCCACUGUGUUGCAGGAUGUGACGGGGGAGUCCAAAGUGAUGAAGGAGGAGAUCUUUGGGCCGCUGCUGCCCAUCAUCACUGUGAGCGGUGUGGACGAGGCCAUCCAGUUUAUUAACGAGAGAGAAAAACCUCUGGUCUUAUACGUCUUCUCCAACAACAACAAGCUGAUCAAAAGAGUGAUAGCAGAGACGUCCAGUGGAGCUCUGCUAGCUAACGACUGUCUGGUGCACUUCACUGUUAGCGCUCUGCCUUUUGGAGGAGUUGGUAACAGCGGUAUGGGAUGCUAUCACGGCCUGCACGGUUUCAACCAGCUCAGCCACCUGCGAAGCUGUCUGAUCAAGCAGCUGAAAAUGGAGGCAUUCAACAACAUGCGCUACCCCCCCCACACAGACAAAAAGCUGGGCUGGGCACGCUUCUUUCUGCUCAAGCAGCUGAACGUGGGCCGGCUGCGGCGCAUGGCCCUGCUGGCCGCGCUGGCCGGCCUGGCAGCGUUUGUGGUGCAGAGGUUCCUGCAGUGGGGCUGAGGAGCAGUUUGACUC
Messenger RNA from Gymnodraco acuticeps, 1626 nucleotides. Its product is annotated as aldehyde dehydrogenase family 3 member A2-like. Gene Ontology annotation, biological process: aldehyde metabolic process. NCBI's taxonomy places the organism in Eukaryota, Metazoa, Chordata, Actinopteri, Perciformes, Bathydraconidae. The record is from RefSeq and is a predicted model, not a curated record. Gene Ontology annotation, molecular function: aldehyde dehydrogenase (NAD+) activity. Gene Ontology annotation, cellular component: cytoplasm.